This is a messenger RNA of Schizophyllum commune H4-8, 570 nucleotides long. RefSeq lists its product as uncharacterized. The record is from RefSeq and is a predicted model, not a curated record. Bases 47 to 493 code for a protein of 148 amino acids. The transcript has a single exon. Lineage: Eukaryota; Fungi; Basidiomycota; Agaricomycetes; Agaricales; Schizophyllaceae.
UUUGGGUGUUUUUGUAUUCUUUCUCUAUUCUUUUGUGUGUUGGUGGAUGGAUAGUAGGGAAGGGAGGGAGAGGCGAGCGCGUCGUUCGUUGACCCCUCUCUGUCGAGAGGGUCGCGCGCGUCCCUCGGUGGUGCGCGGGUGCGCGCUCUGCUGGUUGCGCAAGGGGACGCGCGAGGACGUUCCUCCCCUCUUCCCUCUCCCUCCCCCUCUCCACCACCCCUUUACCCUCUCCCCCUUCUCCCUCCCACCUCCCUUCCUCACCAUCCCUCUUCCCCCUCCAUUCUUGCCCCCUUCCCCUUCUUCCUACCCUCUCCUCGCUCCCUUUACAUCGCCCCGCACGAUUCGCUCACCCCCCUACCCUUCCCUCUACUCACUCUCCUCGCUCCCACUACAUCACAUGAUCGUUCGCUUACGCUCACUGAACAUGUCGCUCACGCUCACGCUCCCCCCUAGCUCGAUCCUGAAGGAGCGCCGGUUCAAGCUGAGUCGGUGAGUGGUUUGUUUAUCGUUUGUUUGGGGUGUUUUGGUUUGUUGGGUGUGGAGUGCGUUUUUUGGGUGUGGAGGGAAGAG